AUGGGUAAAGGAACGGACAAGCUUUACAUCACACACUCCGAGUGGGCAUCGGAAGAUGCAUUCUCAGCCAGCGCAGGCGCUGGUGUCGCCCGAGCUCGACAAUCAGGCUCACAUGCGACUUUCAAGCGACUACCGUUCAAUUUCUGCUCCCUCUCUCUCCAGCCUUUUUCGCAUCCGGUCUGCACACACACAGGAACCAUUUUCGACCUGACCAACAUAUUGCCUUGGAUCAAAAAGCAUGGGACAAAUCCGGUAGAUGGAUCGCCACUCAAGAGCUCCGACCUGAUCAAGCUCACCAUUGCGAAGAACGAGGAUGGCGAAUAUGUCGAUCCCGUGACUUACAAGGUCCUGACCGACAACACACAUAUCGUUGCACUGCGAAAUACGGGAAAUGUCUUCUCCUGGGAUACCGUGGAGCGAUUGAAUAUCAAGGGGAAAAUGUGGCGUGAUCUCGUCACGGAUGAGGAGUUUACUCGCAAGGAUAUCAUUACCUUGCAGGACCCGCAAAAUAUCGAGUCGCGCAACCUCAGCUCAUUCAACUACUUGAAAGAAGGUGAAACGGAUAUUCCUGGACAGACUCAACCCACUGGAAGUGUCAAUGCCAAUGCGCUAGGCAGUUCCGCGAAGAUUUUGAAGGCAAAGGAAGCGGUUGCCAAGGCGCGUGCGGAACGAGCUCAGCAGGCCGGCUCCGCUGCUUCGAAGGCAGUGUCUAAGACAGGCGCUGCUGGCACAGGUCUCUCCAAAUCGGGAACAGCACAACAAGGGAAACCUACUCCAUAUAACGCGGCACGAUUCACGACUGGCAAGGCCGCGGCUUCGUUCACUAGCACCGGAUUGACGCCCCAUACAUCAGCUGAACUUGCGGUUCUAUCAGAAGAAGAGUACAUGCUUAAGCGAGGGCGGGUAAAGGCAAAGGGAUAUGCGCGGAUUGACACUACUGCCGGGCAUCUGAAUGUGGAGUUAUACGCGGAAUAUGCCCCAAAGGCCGUGUGGAAUUUCAUCCAGCUGGCCAAGAAGGGCUACUAUAAGGAUGUCACCUUUCACCGAAAUAUCAAGGGUUUUAUGAUCCAAGGUGGUGACCCAACUGGUACUGGACGAGGCGGCGAGAGCAUUUGGGGCAAGUACUUUGCCGAUGAGUUUGAGGGGCCGUUGAAGCAUGAUGGACGCGGCACGCUCAGUAUGGCCAACAAGGGCAAGAACACGAACAGCAGUCAAUUCUUCUUCGCCUACCGAGCCCUGCCUCACCUUGACCGCAAGCAUACCGUCUUUGGUCGACUCAUUGAUGAUCCUUCUCCCUCAUCUACUACUCUCAACACUCUCGAAACACACCCCGUGGAGGCAAACACCAACCGACCCACCCCGGAAGUUCGUAUCAAAGACGUGACCAUCUUCGUGGACCCAUUCGAGGACUUCCUCAAGCAGAAGCGUGCGGAAGGGGCCAAAGACACUGGCGCCGCAGACGCCGAUGGCGAUGAAGCCGUUCAAUGCGUAGACGACGACCGUGUUACUUGGACCGGCAAGCGGGUCCGGGGCGCUGGCACGGAUUCCAAUGCGGAGGGGGCCGGCGGUGUUGGUAAAUACCUCAAAGCCGCCCUGGCCGAUCGAGGCGACGAGGAAGAUGAGAUUGUGGAAUUUGUGGAUGAUGAACCCGAACCCGAACCGGUUCGCAAGAAGGCCAAGGGCACGGGCGGUUUUGGAGACUUUAGUUCGUGGUAA
This is a messenger RNA of Penicillium subrubescens, 1716 nucleotides long. RefSeq names its product PPIL2 family peptidylprolyl isomerase. Gene Ontology annotation, molecular function: ubiquitin-ubiquitin ligase activity; peptidyl-prolyl cis-trans isomerase activity. Gene Ontology annotation, cellular component: catalytic step 2 spliceosome. The transcript has 4 exons. Gene Ontology annotation, biological process: protein polyubiquitination; protein folding; protein peptidyl-prolyl isomerization. The record is from RefSeq and is a predicted model, not a curated record. NCBI's taxonomy places the organism in Eukaryota, Fungi, Ascomycota, Eurotiomycetes, Eurotiales, Aspergillaceae. Bases 1 to 1716 code for a protein of 571 amino acids.